This is a messenger RNA of Penicillium lagena, 270 nucleotides long. RefSeq lists its product as uncharacterized. The coding region runs from base 1 to 270 and encodes 89 amino acids. The transcript has a single exon. The record is from RefSeq and is a predicted model, not a curated record. NCBI's taxonomy places the organism in Eukaryota, Fungi, Ascomycota, Eurotiomycetes, Eurotiales, Aspergillaceae.
AUGGAGGUAGUUGCAGAAGCUCUUAUCGCAAUUCCUCCCAAACUCCCGGGCACACCGAGCGAAUGUAUUGCCACGGCGCAUAGUGGGAAUUGUUGCCACGGCCUAGCGGAGUACCCUCGUCAGACGUGCGUGGGGAUAGUGGUGGACUGCCGACGCCCGGGCCGAACACUCACAACACCCACGACUCUCCAAGCGAUAUACCCGACGAGACAGGAGGAGAGCAAGGUUAUUUCUCCGCAAGUCAACAAGGUUCAGGAAAACGGGUCCUAG